AAGCGACACUGCAUGGCUCCUUUAUUUUAUUAGUUUCUCAGCUGCCACGGCAGUAAAUUCAGAAUCUUUCCUUGCACUUUCUCAGCAACCAAACAGAGUCUUGAGUUUAACAGCCUUAAUUCUAUUAGUUUCUACUGUCCACUAGCUCAUUAUUAUGUUUCUGCUGCUGGCACAAGUAGCCUCCUUUUAGGCCUCUUUUUUUGGAGUCUCUCAUCAUCACACUUUAGACUUGAAGCUAUGGACUCUGCUGCUUCUCAUGACCUAGAGAAGCCACUCCUUGUCAAUGAUUUGCCGGUUCUGAAAAGAAGGAGUCAUGCAAGAGAUGUUCAUAUUCUCAGCUGUGCUUUCUUGUUGAUCUUUCUUGCUUUUGGUGCAACUCAAAACCUAGAGAGCACUCUCAUCACUGAGAAGAACUUGGGUACCACUUCGCUUGGAAUUUUGUAUCUAUCUUUCGCAUUUUUCUCUUUGGUGGCAUCCUCAGUGGUUCGAUCACUGGGUUCAAAGAACUCUUUGAUCCUUGGCACCACUGGCUACUGGUUGUUCAUAGCUGCACAUUUAAAACCAACCUGGUGUAUAAUGGUUCCAGUUUCUCUGUACCUUGGAUUUGCCUCUGCAAUAAUAUGGGUUGAGCAGGGGACAUAUCUAACUGCUGCGGCACGCAGUCAUGCCAGAGAUAAUGGCUUGCAUGAAGGAACUAUUAUUGGCAACUUCAAUGGAGAAUUUUGGGGAAUGUUUGCAUGUCGCCAGUUUGUUGGAAAUCUUUUACCACUUGUCUUGCUCAGAGGUGGAACGGAGGGAAAUCCAAGCAAUACGACGCUAUUGUUCACUGUGUUUCUCUGCAGUAUGACCUUAGGUACCAUACUGAUGUGCUUCUUAAAUAAAAGGGAUGAUGAAGAAGAGAAGGACCCCCAUAAUGCUGAAUCUCUCAGCUUAUAUGCUUCUCUGUCAUCUUUGUCAAAGUCAAUCGUCGCUCCCAUGUUUGAUGUCCGGAUGCUAUUGAUCAUCCCCCUUAUGGCCUAUACAGGAUUACAACAAGCAUUCGUAUGGGCUGAAUUCACCAAGUAUAUCGUUAGUCCAAUGCUCGGUGUGUCAGGUGUGGGUGGUGCAAUGGCAGUUUAUGGGGCUUUUGAUGCAGCAUGUUCACUCAUUGCCGGCCGCCUUACCUCCGGUCUCAAGUCCAUCACUCUUAUCGUUUCUGGCGGAGCUUUUGUUCAGGCUGUCAUAUUCCUCUGGCUUCUUCUAUGUUACAGCCCAUCAAGUGGAAUACUUGGAACCAUAAACCUUCUCAUAAUGGCAGCUCUAUUAGGGAUUGGUGAUGGAGUUUUCAACACACAGCUCAGUGCUCUGAUUGGAAUAUUCUUCAAGGACGAUAUGGAAGGAGCAUUUGCACAGCUCAAGGUGUGGCAGUGUAGUGCUGUUGCACUCAUCUUCUUCAUCAGUCCAUACAUCUCAUUGCAAGCAAUGCUGGUGCUUAUGCUGUCUGCAGUCUGCCUCUCGUACACCGCCUUCGUUUACCUAUCCCAGCAAGGAGAAAAAGCACUCUCACUUCAAGUUCAGGUUCAAGUUCAGGCUCAGGUUCAUGAUGUGUGCACAUGAAUGAAAACAUCUUUAAAGAGAAUUGUGUCAUAGGCAUAGCCAUACAAGUUUUUGUACUUUUUUUUAUGUUGGUGCUGUCUCUAAAGACCAUCCCCUCUGUUGUUUCUAAAACUAAUGGAAAUGACCAUUAUACCAUCACACACACACCACCAUACUGUUGACAAGCACUCAGAAUUCGGUUCAAGUCCACUUCAAGAGGAUGGACUUCUAAUUUUCCAAUUUUUGUUCUCUUUUAUGCUUUUGUUUCCACUUAUAAAGAUCUAUUUAUGAACUGUUUCUCUUUCAAGUCUAUUGGGAGACAAAUAAAAUUGAACUGAUUCUCUUUCAA
Messenger RNA from Prunus persica (peach), 1924 nucleotides. Its product is annotated as UNC93-like protein 3. Lineage: Eukaryota; Viridiplantae; Streptophyta; Magnoliopsida; Rosales; Rosaceae. The record is from RefSeq and is a predicted model, not a curated record. The transcript has 10 exons. The coding region runs from base 238 to 1596 and encodes 452 amino acids. Gene Ontology annotation, biological process: potassium ion homeostasis.